CCCUCCUCCGCAGUGAUGGGGGGAGGUGGAGGAGGAGGAAAACUAGAGCGAGGACGCACUCGACCCUACACUCGGCACCAUCAUGGCACCUAUCGGAUUAAAGGCGGUGGUCGGAGAGAAAAUUAUGAAUGAUGUCAUCAAGAAGGUGAAGAAGAAGGGAGAAUGGAAGGCCCUGAUUGUGGACCAGCUCAGCAUGAGGAUGUUGUCCUCUUGCUGCAAGAUGACAGACAUCAUGACAGAGGGCAUCACCAUUGUGGAAGACAUCAACAAGCGACGAGAGCCUCUUCCCACCCUAGAGGCCAUUUUUUUGAUUACACCGACAGAGAAGUCGGUCCAUACCCUCAUCGCAGACUUCAAGGACCCUCAUUCAGCGAAAUACAAAGCAGCCCAUGUUUUCUUCACUGACUCGUGUCCUGAUCCUCUGUUCAAUGAGCUGGUGAAAAGCCGUGCUUCCAAAACAAUCAAGACGCUGACAGAGAUCAACAUCGCCUUCUUGCCCUACGAGUCUCAGGUAUACUCUCUGGACAAUGCUGAUGCUUUCCACAGUUUCUACAGCCCUCAUAAGACCCAGCUGAAGAAUCCUGUGAUGGAGAGGCUGGCUGAGCAACUGGCCACGCUGUGUGCCACACUGAAGGAAUACCCUGCAGUCAGAUAUAGAGGGGACUACAAAGACAAUGCAACCCUGGCUCAGCUGGUUCAGGAUAAACUGGACGCCUACAAGGCUGAUGACCCCACCAUGGGAGAGGGUCCAGAUAAGGCUCGUUCACAGUUGAUUAUCCUGGACAGGGCCUUUGACCCCGUCUCACCUGUCCUGCAUGAGCUCACCUUCCAGGCUAUGGGCUAUGACUUGUUGCCCAUUGAAAACGACGUUUACAAGUAUGACACCAGUGGCAUCGGAGAUUCUCGUGAGAAAGAGGUUCUGCUGCAUGAAGACGAUGACCUGUGGGUGAGCCUGAGACACAAACACAUUGCAGAAGUGUCCCAGGAAGUGACACGUCAGCUGAAGGAGUUUUCCUCCAGCAAGAGAAUGAACACUGGAGAGAAGACGACAAUGAGGGAUCUGUCUCAGAUGUUGAAGAAGAUGCCUCAGUAUCAGAAGGAGCUCAGCAAGUACUCCACUCACCUGCAGCUUGCUGAAGAUUGCAUGAAGCAUUACCAGGGAACGGUGGACAAACUGUGUCGUGUGGAACAGGACCUUGCGAUGGGCACAGAUGCUGAGGGGGAGAAGAUCAAGGAUCCCAUGAGGGCUAUCGUGCCCAUUCUGCUGGAUGCUAACGUCAGCACAUACGACAAAAUUCGUAUCAUCCUGCUGUACAUCUUCCUCAAAAAUGGCAUAACGGAGGAGAACCUGAACAAGCUGAUCCAGCAUGCUCAGAUCCCCCCUGAAGACAGUGAGAUCAUCACCAACAUGGCUCAUCUGGGAGUCCCCAUUGUCACAGACUCAACCCUCCGCCGAGGCAAGAAAUUGGACAGGAAAGAGCGAGUGAGCGAGCAGACCUAUCAACUGUCCCGCUGGACACCACUGGUCAAGGACAUCAUGGAGGAUGCCAUUGAUGAUAAGCUUGAUACUAAGCACUACCCUUACAUCUCCACCCGCUCCUCUGCCUCGUUCAGCACCACUGCUGUCAGUGCUCGGUAUGGACAUUGGCACAAGAACAAGACACCCGGAGAAUACCGCACCGGCCCACGCGUCAUGGUCUUCAUUAUUGGGGGAGUGUCCUUCAGCGAGAUGCGCUGCGCCUAUGAGGUCACACAGGCCAACGGGAAGUGGGAAGCCAUCAUUGGAUCAACCAACAUCUUUACCCCCACCAGCCUGCUGGAGCAGCUCAAGGCCAUGAACAAACCAGAUGAGGAAGUGACAAGUUAAAAAUCCCCCAAUCAUCGAAUCUCUCUCCUCCUUACUUUCCUCUUUACGUCAACCAUUCCUUUAUUGUGUGUGCAUCUUGCUUGAGAAUAAUAAUAAUGAAAAAAAAAAAAAAAAAAAAAAAAAACAUCUAAGAUGACCCCCCCCCCCCCCCCCCAAAAAAAAAAAAAAAAAAAGUUUAAACAAGAAUAAUACAAGUAUUCUCACGUUUUGCUAUGGAUAAAAUGAAAUAACUUGAUUUAAAUAUCCAAACAGACGGACAUUUAAAAGGGAACAUACCAAAAUGUAAAAGUGUACUGUAUGCUAUAGAACCUGCUAGACUAUGUCAAAGGUAGAGCUGUCCUUGUUGGUCGCUCUGGCUCACCUGCUUAGUGUCAGUGUAGUGGAGGAGGGAUGUGCCGUUUGAGAGGUGCCAGUUGUAAAAUAUAGCAUAUCAAUCAACAUGCAAUAUAUAUAUAUAUAUAUAUAUAUAUAUAUAUAUAUAUAUAUUAAACCGGAGAGGAGACGGCCCAUUUGAGAUGUUUGUAUCAAGUAGCAUGCUUGGACUUGUCUGGACUGUUAACUGUGUUUGUAUCCCUUGUGGAUGUUUUUGGGAGCUAGCUUUUUUUUAAAAAUUUUUUUUUUUUUUUUAUAUAAGAUGUUGUGUUUGGAUACUGUACUGAAAGACCUUCCCGCUUUCAAAACCACUACUGAAGCAUCCACUUCUCAGCUUGCAACUCAGCGUAUUAGCUCCGACUAUGCAAAUUCACCACGCGAAUGCAUUUGCGGUCACGUUGUGUUCGGUUAUCGUUUCCGAGCUGCUGCCUCCAUAGUGCUCACCAAAAGGACUUUUGGUGAGAAUUUUAGCGACAGAGUACUAAAUGAGUGCAGGCUGACAAACUCAAACACACAUGCUGUAUUUUGACCGAGCGGUACCGUAAUAGUCCACAGACACGUCCACAGACAUUUUAAAGAAAUGUCACAUUGUCAAAACUAUUCAUACAAUGAAGAAAACAAUUGUAAUAAACUGUAAAACAAAUUUUAAAAAAGGAAAUGAAUGAAUGUAAAUUCUCUGGGUAAAAAAAAAAUGUUUCUCUGGGUACUCUGGUUUCCUCCCACAUCCCCAAAAUAUGCAUGGUUAAUAUAUAAUGGUUCAUUGAAGACUAAAUUGUCCAUAGGUGCCAAUGGUUUUUCUUUUAUAUGUGCCCUGUGAUUGGCUGGCGACGAGUUCAGUGUGUAUCCCGCCUCUCACCCAGUGUCAACUGGGAUAGGCUCCAGCACCUCCUCGCUAGUGAGGAUUAGUGGUAUGGAAAAUGGAUGGAUGGUAGUAUAAACUUCUAUUUUGAUCCCCUAUAUAUCCGACACAGCAUUACUCGCUAAGUUACGUCGCAAUUUUCCAUUAUAUGUUCUUCCAUUUGUUCAUAAAAUAAUAUUUUGUAUGUAAUACAGAAGAGAAUUAAUUAAGAAUAAUAAGAAAUAAAAUGAAACGAGUAUUCAGUGGCCAUAAAAAAGAAAAAUCAUGUGAAGCAACACAUUUGCCAGAAUGCAUUGCGCCAGUGUUGAAUUAUGGCAGUGUUACCAAUGGCAAUUCAGGUGCCAGAUUUUUUAUUUUUUUUUUCUGUAAAAACUACAGAUUAUGCAUUAUUUUUUUUGUAUUUCUUUCUGUUAACACACGCAACGCAGUCAAUAAUACAACUAUUAACAAAGGAGGUGAAGGGAGGCUUGACUGGAUAUAAGAAAAUCAACCCACCCCUGUUCAAAUGGCACGUUGGCAGGUUUUUGGAAGGUACAAUUCUCCCAAGGAGUCAAAGAAAGGCCCAUCAAAACACUUAACAUGUAAAAUUGAUGAAGAAAGGGGGAAAAAAUGGGCUGCAGCAAAAUGAGCACUUUUUUUCAUCCAGGGCAAAAGGCCAGAUGCUUGAGCACCACCUAGUCGCUAUGUGUGCAUGUGCCUGGACAUGACUGGAGUUCAAGGUGAAAUAUAUAAUCGUGGUUUUGAGUGGUGUCUGUGGAUGGUUUGACAAAGCCAAGACCCUUGAUGAUUUUGAAGAGAAUCAUCCCUCCUCCGACUGUGAAGACUACAAAGUAUUCAAUUGACACCCCUCCUCUCUCCCCCACACACCCCCGUCAAUGUCAUGUUUUCAUGUUGAAAAAGCCGCUGCUUGCUCAUAGCUAUUGUCACGAAAAUUCCUGAAGAAAGCCUCUUGUAUUUCAGUAUUGUAUCCUGUUAGUCUUAUUGCUUAGCAAUGAUGUUUCAUUGCACCAUGCACUGAGUAGUGUUGUGUAUUUGCCAUAUGUUGUUGCUGUUUAGUGUCUCACUGUUGACUGGUGAUGUUUCGGACUGUGAAGUAAUGCUACCUUUCCUUUAUUGAUACCAAUAGGACGCCACUGUAGUUGCGAUGUUUUAGCUGUAGAUGUUAGCUGGAAACAAACAAACAAAAAAAAAGAAAUCGAUAUUUUCUUUGCCUGAUUUUCCGCUGGUGCAACGUAAAUCCUCUUCAAUGGUGAAUGGCUUUGCAAAAGUAAAAUAAUUUAAAAAAUAAUUUCUCCAUCUCUUUCCUCUUCUCCCACCCAAACAAGUUGAAUAUUGCACUACAACAAGGUGUCCGUGUUGCAAACGCUUACUUGUCUUUAUUUUUCCCAUUAAUUUGCUGUUCAAUAGGAUUAUCUGUCAAAUUGCUUGACUUAUUUCAGAACUAUUUAUCUGAAAAAAAUAUCAGCACAUUGGUCUGUCCUUAAAUUGUUUAUGUUAUUGGGAAUGUAUGUUUGCGAGUGUUGAAGCACAAACAAUACUUCCAUGUGUAACAUAUAUGUACUAAGGCUGUCGAAUAAAUUGGCUUCCAUUACA
Messenger RNA from Phycodurus eques (leafy seadragon), 4691 nucleotides. RefSeq names its product syntaxin binding protein 1a (gene stxbp1a). Lineage: Eukaryota; Metazoa; Chordata; Actinopteri; Syngnathiformes; Syngnathidae. Gene Ontology annotation, cellular component: secretory granule; plasma membrane. The coding region runs from base 83 to 1867 and encodes 594 amino acids. The record is from RefSeq and is a predicted model, not a curated record. Gene Ontology annotation, biological process: neurotransmitter secretion; vesicle-mediated transport; intracellular protein transport. The transcript has 19 exons. Gene Ontology annotation, molecular function: syntaxin binding.